AUGGAUCCCAAAGUGACAUCUAGUACUUUUUGUACGUACACGGCCACUCGAGAAGAUACGACCACUACCAUCUUCUUCAUCACCGGCAAUCCUGGGCUAAUUGGGUACUACCACCCAUUCUUGUCUCUGCUGGCCGAGAAUCUAAAGAAUGGCCCGUCUCAAGAUCGGCCUGCAACAGUUCAGGCAUGCAAGGGAUCAGAUGAAGCUUUUCAGAUCUAUGGGCGCAGUCUCGGCGGAUUUGUAAUCGACUCGGAUGAGAAGAGAUUUGAACAUGGGGACAGACGUGCAAGCCCCGGCGAUUCGCAGACGAGACUAUACGACCUCGAGGAUCAAAUCUGCUUUGUUCAUGAUUCACUCAAUGCACUGAUGGGCCACAAUGCCGCUUCAAGUUCAACGCACUCUCUGGACAACGAAUCCUGCAGCUCUCCCAGAAAGCGCAGAGUCAUACUCAUCGGUCAUUCCGUGGGCGCUUACAUCGCGAUGGAAGUCCUGCGCCGACACCGCGAAGCAACCAGCGAGUCCGUUAAAAGUGGUGAAAGAGGUGUUUACGAUGAGGGUUUUGACAUUAUCGGAGGUGUGAUGCUGUUUCCUACGGUGAAGGAUAUUGCGCAUUCGCCAUCGGGGCAAAAAUUAACGACUCUCCUGUCUCUCAUUCCUCAUUUCGCAAUGGUAGUCAGCUUUAUAGCUGGCAUUUUGACCUCCAUUCUGUCUAUGAGUGCUUUGAAAUCAGUGAUCAAGCUGGUCAUGAGAGAUCCCCCGACCCAUGCACUCGAGACGACAACUUCAUUCCUGAAAAGUAGUCAGGGAGUACGACAAGCACUACACAUGGCAGCCGAUGAGAUGCGAACCAUCACAUCCGACAAAUGGACAGAUGAUACCUGGGGCGUGGCGCAGACCCAAGACCCUGUCAGUAGGCUCUACUUUUACUUUGGUCGGAAUGACCAUUGGGUUGCGGAAAAGACCAGAAAGGAAAUCAUCGCCAUGAGGAGCUCCACGAAGCGAGAGGAUGGAUUGGGCCCCCAGAUGAUUGUGUGCGAAGAUGGGUUGCCUCAUGCUUUUUGUUUGAAACACUCUGAUGUGAUGGCUCGCAAAGUUGCGGCUAUGAUACGGGAAAUUGCAAGUUGA
Messenger RNA from Penicillium diatomitis, 1125 nucleotides. Its product is annotated as bifunctional triacylglycerol lipase/ester hydrolase. Gene Ontology annotation, molecular function: lipase activity. Gene Ontology annotation, cellular component: lipid droplet. Lineage: Eukaryota; Fungi; Ascomycota; Eurotiomycetes; Eurotiales; Aspergillaceae. Bases 1 to 1125 code for a protein of 374 amino acids. The record is from RefSeq and is a predicted model, not a curated record. The transcript is spliced from 4 exons. Gene Ontology annotation, biological process: lipid storage.